AUGAGCGAUUCUCAUAAAAAGUUUGCGCGCGAGUUGGAACAAGUUUCAUCAGCAUCGUCGGGUGUAGUGUAAGAGUACUUUAUUAGUGUUUUGGCUUGUCAUUAGGUUGUUCAUAUAAUUCUGUGCUUCUUAAUAUCAAAAAUUUGCUUUGGGAAGGGGCACAGAAUUAUUUGAAAAAUCUAUUAUUAUUCUUUUGACUUGUUGUUACUGGUUUUUUUGGAAUUUUUUGCUUUUUUUAACUUGUAAUUGGCGUUUUCAUCAAAAAAAUAGAUGACAAUAGGUAUUAUGGUAUUGUUUUUUGUAUACGAGGCGAUAUGAAGUUGGUUUGUUUAUCUACAAGUAGAUUAUUGUAGCCUUUUUCAGCUCGAAAGACUAUGAACCGAUCCCGAAAUGGACUACAGGUAUGGAAGGGUACCAUUACAUUUCAUUGCUUGGAUGUGGAGCGUAAGUUCUUUUCUUACAUCUAUGGUUUGAUGAAUAAGAUAUGGGUGAAGCUGCUUGAAUAUAAGCUGAUUUGGUACUUUUAGGAUUACAAACUUAGAAAAGACACUAUAGUGCACUCGUUAUAGCUCAAUAUUAUUAGUUUUUGAACUUAUUAAGUUGUUCAAAUAAUUUUGUGCCCCCUGGCUGUCAAAAUUUGUUUUUAGACGGGGCACAGAAUUAUCUGGACAACUUAAUAUUACGGCCUAAUAUUUAUUAUCAAUUUUAGUGUUGGAGACGUGUUCAAAGCUCGAAAUGUCGUGGAAAACCGAUUCUGUGCCAUAAAAUACAUGUCAUUUGCGCCUUGUAAUAGAAAGGACAUUGUAAGUUAUUUUGAUAUAGUGGUCAAAAAGUCUUUAGAAUUGAGUUAUAUUGGGUUUUCUAUCAGAAAAUUAGGGUUUUUGAUGAUUUUUAUGCUGUUUUUGAUUAUUUUGACCGUGUUUUGGUCAAACUUUAUAUGAUUAGGUAAUGAAAAUACAGUAUCUUACACUGUGCAUUAAGUACAAAGUGUCAACAUUAACUUUGAAGCCAUGUUUUACUUAAUUUUAGCUAUUCAAACCUGUUUAGAGGCUUAUAUCUGAAUAUUGUUUUAGAUUCGCGAAGUCAAAGCCCUGAACUAUUUAGCGCAUCCAAACUUGAUUGACAUGCACACCGUCUCAUUGGUGGAUAAGGACAUGGUCCUCAUCGUCACACCAUUGUACUACAGUCUGGCUAGACUACUGGUUCAUUCGGUCAAGUUACAGGUAUGGGGAGGUUUGGGUUUUCGAGCUACGGGGUGGGGUAGAUAGAGCAGGGCAGGGUAAGGCUAUUAAUGAUCUACACCUUAUUUUAGCGCUACAACGCCCUAACCCCGCCCCACAUGCCAAUGAGCGAAAAGUGUGCCGGCGAACUGAUGUAUCAGCUGUUGAGUGGGGUCAGCUUCAUGCACGAACACGGAUUCAUGCAUCGUGACCUGAAAAGCGAUAACCUGAUGCUGGAUAGCUAUGCAACAUUGAAAAUUGUGGAUUUUGGCAUCACAAGGCCGUUUACCAAAGCUGAUCUGGAAGGUCUAGGCAAAAUGGGCACUCCAUGUGGCACACCCUACUUUAUGGCACCGGAAAUUGCAGUCAGGCUGAUUGAGGACAAUUGCCCGAUGUAUGAUGUAAGGGCUGAAACAUGGUGAGGAAUUUUGGAGUUUUGGGGCUUGUAUUAGGUAAAGGUUGUUCAAAUAAUUCUGUGCUCUUUACCAAAGAAAAUGUUUGGGGCACAGAAUUACUUGAACAACGUAAUAUAUUAAGUUGGCUAUAUCUUCAAUCCAAAUUUUUUUUUCUCAGGGGGCUCAGAAUUACUUGAACAACAGCUAUAUAAUGCAUUUUCAGGAGCUGUGGAGUUGUGCUUUGCGAAUGGCUGUUCGUGAAGCCACCUUAUCACAUGUACGAUUGUGAUACGCACAGCUACUAUCAGUGCAUGAACAUACUUCAAUAUGAGGUAAGUUUUUUUGUAUUUUUCUUGUUGUUUUAGGUACUUGUUGGUGCAUUCUUUUUGAUUUUUGACCUUUUAUACGUCGGGAAUGCUUAAACAGUAAGAAGCGUUAUUGUAAUAUGAUGAGUACUUUUGACAGUAUGAAUAUGUAUCAAAGUAUGAUAGAUACUUCUUACUGUAUGAAUGCUUAUUACACUAUGAGUACUUCUGACAAUGGUCAUUACAGUACGAAGGUUUAUCAAAAUAUGAUGAGUACUUUUUGUAAUACGAAUGCUCAUUACAAUACGAAUGAUAAUUACAGUAUCAAAGUUUUAUGAUGAGUACUUUUUACAUUAUGAAUGGUCAUUACAUUACGAAGCUCAUUUCAGCACUAAAAGCGUCUUUUCAGGGCACUGCAGACUGGGAGAACAUGUACGAGGAUGUGCCAUUGCAAAUCAAGCGAAAGCUGUCGAAAAAAUGCGUCAAUUUCAUUGAGAAUUGUCUGAUCGGAAACGCGGCCAAAAGAAAAACGGUUCAAACUCUAAUGUCUGACAAAUGGGUAACACAAUACAAGGACAAGAAGAAUAAACACGUGUUUGAAGAGCUCCUGAACGACAAGGUACUGGACAGGCUGAGGAGAGAACACGAAGAGAAGAACACUUUGGUUUGGUACGCAAAACAAGUACCAUCAGAUGGAAAGUGUUUUGUCAUGUUCUUGUUUGAUUUUAAAGGAAAGGUAAGGGUUAUCCUUAUACAACAUGUUAGGUUUCUAUGCGGUGUUCUUACUGUGGUAAAAAUUGUCUAGGGGGGUGAUUUUACUCUAAAAAGUAAAUUUUUUAGUUAGAUUUGAAAGAAAAAUGAAUUUUCAUGGUUAUAUUAAUAUAGAAAAGUCGAUUUUAAUGCAGUAUAAGAUCUGUUUUUAGGCGUACAAUGUCAAUUUCUAUGUAGGAUUGAUGACUGAUCGUCGAAGCGACCGAAGCGCCGAACAAACCAUUCGAAUGCAGCUUCUACAGCUAGCUAACAUUGGGGUACUUGAGUAGGUUUUUGACUAAAAUUAGCUCUUUCACAAGUUUUAGUUAUUUUUUUGGUCAUAAAAAUUCAUUUAACACUUUUUGAAGCAUUCAUUGAGCUAUAACUUAAGUUUUUUGUUAUUUUACAUUGUGUUGCACGUGAAAAAGCGACAAGACUUUUGACGUUAAAUAAAAUUGAAUUUAGCUAGUUUAAAGCUUCUAAAAUUUGAAAAAAUCAAUUUCAGUGGCCGCCUCUACUUCAUAUACACUCAAAAAACCAUCCGCCUGGUCACAAAGUACAGUGAGGAACAUCAAGUCGCGGCACAUUUGUCCGAGUACACUGAUCACGGCGACUUUGCCACUUUCAAAGAUCACUGCAUGAUCGUUGUGGGCAAGAAUCAAGACGAAUGUCUGAAUGCAAUCAAAUCAGAAGUCCCGGAAGUGUUGCCAGUCUUGGAUGACGCUGAGAAGGAAAUCGACUUCAAGUUUGACGAGAAACACUUUAUGAAAGAUGAGGAGAGAUUUGGUCGAAGCUCGGCUAAACGGUAAGAAGGUUUUUGGUUGAAAUUGAUGAAAUUUGGGAUAUAUUUGAGAAGAAUAGGGGUAGAUUGGAUGAAAGUAGGGGUAUAUUAUGGGAAUAGGGGUGUAUUUAAUUAGAAUAGUAAUAGAUUUAAAGAAAGUAGAGGUAGAAUUGUUAAAAGUAGGGGUAGAUUUAAUAAGAAUAGGGGUAGAUUUGUUAAAAGUAAAGGUAAAUUUGAUGAAAGUAGGAGUAGAUUUGAUGGGAACACGGGUAAAUUCGAUGAAGAUAGGGGUAGAUUUGGUGAAGGUAAGAGUAUUUUAAUGGCGUAGUAGUAGAAUUGAUAAAAAGAAGGGUAGAUUUGGUAGGGAUAAGAGUAGAUCUGUUGAAAUGGCGGGGACUUUUGGCCUGGGGGCAGGGGUCCUAAAAAUCGGCACAGUGCCGAUUUUUUGCGAAAAUUUUUUUCCAAAAAUCUACAGGGGGGCCACGUUCAACUUUUUUCGAAAAUUUUUUUCUGGGGGGGUACCCGAUGACAUAAAACUAUGAGAUUUUUUUCGUGGACAAGAAUUUAAGGUUUUCGUCCAAGGUACAAAUUAAAAGUAUAUAAUUCAAGGGUUAUAUCGUAAGGUUAUUUUAUCUUAAAAAAUAUUGUUUUAGCUUAUCUAAAAUACAGUAAGCUUUUUGUAUAACAAGCAACUUUUUAAAGUAUUUUUAAAGAUUUAAAAUUUUUGCAACAUAAAUUGAAGUUUUUGACGAAUUUUGUAUAUUUUGUUGGAUUUUCGAAUAUUUUUUUAUUUUUGUUGCUUUUAGUGAUGCACCCCCACGCAAACCAGCGCCAUCGACUGGCAAAAGUCUGCGCGAACGAAUGAGUAACCGUCGAAGAAGUGCUUCCAAGUAUUUGGACUCAAUAUUUGGAUCUAACAAAUUACGCUUCAAUUGA
Molecule: messenger RNA, 4387 nt
Organism: Bursaphelenchus okinawaensis
Lineage: Eukaryota; Metazoa; Nematoda; Chromadorea; Rhabditida; Aphelenchoididae
Source: the annotation of a GenBank genome assembly